CUUCAACAUUUCAGUCUUCUUCUUCUUCAACCUCCAAAACAAUGGCGUCUCUACAAGAAUUACUCACUAGAGAAGGAUUUGAGGGCAGUAAUUUCCCCACUACUCGAAAAUCCUUGAGGUCCAAAGGAAGAAGCAGAGCAGCCCCAGAUGAUUCUGUAACUUUGCCCAUAUACAUUUGCCACGACAAGAAAAUCAUCGAUUCUUCAAAGAAAAAGGCUGAAAAACCUCUUAUACGAAAUGGGUCUUCCGUAUAUUCCUCUAAACGAGUCGGUUCGGUCUCCGAGACCUUGCUCUGUAAAUCAAUGGAGGAACCCGCCAUUGAUGAAAUUGCUAUACGAGCUGUGGUUUCGAUUCUUAGUGGGUAUGUGGGGAGGUACUCAAAGGACGAAAGUUUUAGAGAAAUAAUGAGAAAAAAGUGUAAUCCGUGUUUGAUACGAAAAGGGGAAAUGGAGAGUGGGAUUUGCAGUAAUUUGGAGAUGGGUAUGAAAAGUGUUGACAGAUUAGUUGAAGAAGGCCAGGGAAAUGAAAGGGAAUUGAGAAUGAAAGCUUCUAGGAAUUCUAUUGGGCUUCUUAAUAUGGUGAUUACUUCUUUGAAUUCUGCAAAAAAAUCGACCAAAAAUGGUGCUCAGUCUCAUCUUUCUUCAUGUGCUCAGCUCUAUUUAGCGAUUGUUUACAAGAUAGAGAAGAAUGAGAAGGUUUCUGCUAAGCAUCUUCUUCAAGUGUUUUGUGAUUCUCCAUUUUUUGCUCGAACCCAUCUUCUGCCAGAGCUUUGGGAGCAUUUCUUUCUUCCCCAUCUCCUUCAUUUGAAGGUUUGGUACAAUCAGGAGCUUGAAUUUGUGUCCAACUUUGAAUGUGAACAUAAGGACAGGAAAAUCAAGGCCUUGAGUAAGGUCUAUAAUGAGCAUAUGGAUAGGGGAACUGUUCAAUUUGCUUUGUAUUAUAUACAAUGGCUUAAAGAUGGAGCCAGAGCCCCUCCUGUUCCUGUGGUUCCUUCACCUUCAAAAUCCAUCCAUAAGGCUUCCAGAAGAUCAUCGGAUUCGUACUUUUUGCAGUCGUCUUCAAAUAAGAAUCUAUAUCAUGCUGUUUUUGGUCCAAGUCUUGACCAGCAAUUAGCAGAAUUGAGGAGUGGAAAUGUGGUUGCAGCCAAAGCAAGGAGUUCAAAUGAAAAGGAGAUCUUAUAUUCAAACAAGAACUAUGAAAAUAUUGCUUCUGUUCGUGAUGAACACAACAACCGUAGAAUGCCAUCCAUCCUUGAUUACCGAGGUCAUAAUACUGACUCAUGGCGCGAGACCGUAAAAUCUGACUAUUUUCGAUUCUUCACAUGUCAGAAUAUAACAAAAGAAUACUUGGAAAGCAGCAAUGUGAUUACCAAAAACAGCGUUGUUAGAGUGGAAGGAAGAAACCAUCUUCUUUCCAACGAUUUCAGCAAGGCCAUAACUGCAAUCUGCUCCUCGGAUGUCUUGAGUGAAUGUGAGAUAGCCAUUCGUGUAGUAACCAAAGCUUGGUUAGACGCCCAUGAUGACACUACCAUUGAGGUUGCAUUAUCGAAGCCACCAGUUGUCGAGGGAAUGCUGGAGGUUUUAUUAGCUUCCGACGACGAUGAGAUUUUAGAAUUAGUGAUUUCAGUUUUAGCCGAACUUGCUGCAAGGAGUGAGGUUAUUCGACAGAUUAUAUUGAACUCUGAUCCACAGCUUCAAGUGUUUCUUAAACUCUUGAAAAGUAGCAGUCUAUUCCUCAAAGCAUCAAUUUUACUUUAUCUAUCAAAGCCACAGGCAAAACAGAUGAUUUCGGUCGAAUGGUUACCACUAGUCCUUAGAGUACUGGAGUUUGGAGGCCAGUUACAGACAUUAUUCUCGAUACGGUGCAAGCCACAUGAAGCAGCAUUUUACCUUCUAGACCAACUCCUGAAAGGGUUUGAUGAAGACAGAAACUUAGAGAAUUGUAGACACUUGAUUUCGCUUGGGGGAUUAAGUUUGUUGCUGAGAAGGUUAGAGAGAGGUGAGAUUGAAGAAAGGAAGAAUUCUGUUUCAAUUAUUUCGUGUUGUAUCCAAGCUGAUGGAAGCUGUCGAAACUACUUGGCCGAGAAUCUGAACAAGGCUUCACUUCUUGAACUUAUUGUUCAUGAAAGCAACAAAAACUCUGAUAGGUGUGGUUUGGCUUUACUUGUGGACCUACUCUGCCUUAGUAGAAGAACAAGGAUCACUAAUCUCUUGGAUGGACUUAAAGAAGGAUGGAGUGGCUUGGGCAUCAUGAACAUUUUGUCAGUUUAUCUUCAGCGAGCUCUUCCUGAGGAGCAGCCUUUAGUUGCAACAAUACUAUUGCAGCUUGAUUUCAUGGAAGACUCCCUCAACUGCAGCAUAUUCAGAGAAGAGGCCAUCGUGACAAUUAUAACUGCCUUGAACUCUCGAAUAUGUCGAGAAAAGGGACAGGACAAUUUGGCUAGAGCUCUCUUGAUUUUGGGAGGUCGUUUUUCAUGUACCGGAGAACCAAGCACAGAAAAUUGGCUUCUAAAACUAGCAGGUUUCAAAGAGAACUCUGGGGAUUCAUCUCACAGCCAGCCUCUGUACGAUGAUGUCGUGCAAUUGUAUGAAGAGGAAGAAGAUGUGGUGAAUUGGCAGUUGAAAGCAGCUACUGUAUUGUUUAACCAUGGACAUAAGAGUUUAUUGUCUGCCCUUUCGACAUUGAUGACGAGUUGUAUAUUAAGUCUAGCGAAAGCAAGUCUUAUCACAGUUUCAUGGAUGAGCAGAUACCUGUUUGUUAUUAAAGAUGAGAAGUUAUGUUUGAUGGCACCCUCGAUUCUAGUACCGCCCUUGAUAAAAUACUUGAAUCACGACAAAGAUGUUGAGGACCAAGUGCUCGCAUCAUAUUCAUUGCUUAAUCUCAGCAAGUAUACAGAAUGCAAGCAUAUCUUCCGAUUGUUCGAUGAAGACACUUUAGACUAUCUUCAAAAUCUUUCUCUAGUAACAUGGACAGCAGAAGAACUGACCUUGAUCCUUAAAAGCCGAUCGAUGCAUCCAUAUACCGAACACGAGAAUUCACACAUUCAAAGAAGCACAAGAAAAUGAUUCAGGUUUCUCUUCUUUCCUGGUUGUAGCCAUUUCCUGCUCAUCAAGAUGAUCAUAUAUAUAUAUAUAUAUAUUCGUUUUUUAUUUGAUUGAUUAUUCCAUUUCGAGCUUUUACGUGUAAUUUCUAGUUACAUUUACGACCCCCUAUCCUUUUGUAAAUAGGAAAGUUAUGACAAAAGCCCCAUUGUUGAUGUUAAAAAGAGAAACAUAUUGAAAUGUUUUUUGA
Molecule: messenger RNA, 3291 nt
Organism: Benincasa hispida (wax gourd)
Lineage: Eukaryota; Viridiplantae; Streptophyta; Magnoliopsida; Cucurbitales; Cucurbitaceae
Product: putative E3 ubiquitin-protein ligase LIN-2
Source: RefSeq, a predicted model, not a curated record